Striga hermonthica is the source of this 1107-nucleotide messenger RNA. The record is from the annotation of a GenBank genome assembly. Lineage: Eukaryota; Viridiplantae; Streptophyta; Magnoliopsida; Lamiales; Orobanchaceae.
AUGGACGCGGCGGUGCAGAUUAAUGAAGAAAACGAGAGGAGAGGUCGGGAGCCCUUUGAGGAGGCACUGAUGGUCGCGAUGGCGGUUGACUGCGGGGCGGAAGAGGCGGAUGACGGCGGUGGGAUGAAAGGGAAGGUUCGUGGGCCGUGGUCACCCGACGAGGACGAUAUUCUAACAGGUCUGGUGAGGAAAUUCGGUCCUAGAAACUGGAGUAUGAUCGCCAGAGGAAUUCCGGGCCGUUCUGGGAAGUCUUGCCGCCUCCGUUGGUGUAAUCAGCUCGACCCUUGCGUCAAGCGAAAGCCCUUCACGGAUGAGGAGGAUCGUAUUAUUAUUGAGGCACAUAAAGUGCACGGGAACAAAUGGGCGUCAAUUGCAAAACUCCUCCCAGGCAGAACAGACAAUGCAAUAAAAAACCACUGGAACUCUACCCUUAGGCGCAGGUUCCUCAACUUAAGAAGGUCAAUGGCAGCCGAUCAAAUGUACAUUGGCUCGAAUAUCAACUCGGUGAAGUCCUUUUCAGACGAGACCCCAUCAAACUUACCCCUCAAUUCGUUCAAGUCAUCUGACAAAAUGAAAAAUGAAAAUUCAGAAGACACUGUCAGGAUUCCACAGCUUCCACUUACUUUAAUCGAAGGCAAAUAUCAAGCUACUUCAAGCUCUCCUGUUACGGAACAAAAACAACCCCUCCAUGAGAAUGUUUAUCCCUCAGGCUCACCUGACAACUGUCCAAUGAUUUCCAAAGUUGGUGCCUUUACCGUCUGUAAUAAUUCUUUUUUUAAACAGAAUACUGAGAUGUUCAAGUUUGUCGACGGGGGGCCGAUUGUGCGGUUGCAGUGUGGCCAUGGCUGCUGUGAUUGUGAAGGCCCGAAUGGUGUGUUCCCUAAAAUCUCAUUGUUGGGGCCUGAGUUUGUGGAAUAUGAUGACACACCCGAUAUGUUUAGCCCUGAACUGGCUUUGCUUGCUAGGGAUUUGAACAGUAUUCCAUGGAUGAGAAGUGGUCUGGAGGAGAAUAUGAAAAUCGAUCAAGUGUUAGACUUAGAUGGCCGAAAUGUGUUUUCCGAAGAUGGGAUGAAAGCUUUGAGAGCUGAGGUGGAGGAGGUUAUGUGA